Messenger RNA from Raphanus sativus (radish), 1258 nucleotides. RefSeq lists its product as uncharacterized. NCBI's taxonomy places the organism in Eukaryota, Viridiplantae, Streptophyta, Magnoliopsida, Brassicales, Brassicaceae. The record is from RefSeq and is a predicted model, not a curated record. The transcript is spliced from 2 exons. Bases 79 to 1170 code for a protein of 363 amino acids.
CGUUGACUUAUUAGUUUCUACUUCACUUUCAUAAGCCGCAGUUCCCUCUCCGUCUCCGAUCAUCUCUCCGCCUCUGCAAUGUCGACUAGAUCACCGAGCACUUCCUCUCGGAACAGUCUUCUUCUUCCUUCAUUUCUGGUCAUCGUUGUUGGAGUAAUCGCUGCGUUGACUUAUCAGUCGAUACUAAAACCUCCUCCGCCGAAGCUACCUGGCUCCCCCGGAGGUCCACCGAUCACAGCACCACGGAUUAAGCUCCGAGACGGGAGGUACUUAGCGUACAAAGAGCAUGGAGUUCCAAGAGAGAAAGCUCGCCGCAAAGUCAUCUUCAUCCACGGAUCCGAUUCUUGUCGACACGACGCCGUUUACGCCACUCGCCUCUCGCCGGGUUUAAUUGAGGAGCUUGGCAUGUAUCUGGUUUCGUUUGACCGACCCGGUUACGGAGAGAGCGACCCGGAUCCGAACCGUACUCCAAAGAGCUUGGCUUUAGACGUUGAAGAGCUUGCUGAUCAGUUGCAUCUUGGAGAGAAGUUCUACCUGAUCGGUUACUCCAUGGGAGGACAAGCUACAUGGGGAUGUCUCAAGUACAUCCCUCACCGGCUAGCCGGAGUGACGCUAGUUGCUCCGGUGGUUAACUACUGGUGGAAGAACUUGCCUUUGAAUGUUUCCACUCAAGGUUACACCUUGCAACCAAAGAGAGAUCAGUGGGCGGUUCGUGUUGCUCACUACGCUCCUUGGCUUAUCUACUGGUGGAACACGCAGAAGUGGUUCCCUGGUUCGAGCGUCGCGAACCGAGAUGGUAGUAGCUUCUCGCAUCCGGAUAAAGAUAUCGUUUUGAAGCUUGGUUCUUCGAGGAAACCGCAUUUGGCGGAAGUGAGGCCGCAAGGGUUGCAUGAAACUAUUAACCGUGACAUGGUUGUUGGGUUUGGGAGUUGGGAGUUUGAUCCUAUUGAACUCGAGGACCCGUUUUUGAAGAGCCGUCAAGGCUCUGUUCAUCUGUGGCAAGGAGAUGAUGACAUGUUAGUGCCUGUGGUGCCGCAGCGUUACAUUGCUGAGAAGCUUCCGUGGAUUCACUAUCACGAGGUUCCGGGAAGUGGCCACUUCCUCCACUACAGUGAAGGUAUGGUUGAUGACAUUGUAAAGACGCUCUUCAAAACCGAUACUGAGAACUGAUGAACUACCACAAUGGUCUGAAAAUGAAAUGUUUGUAUUUUGUUGUAUUUGUAAGAUCCAAUAAUAAAGUUAAGUGUUUACAGUUGCA